AUGGAAGCAGAUACAAACGUAGAAGGAUUUAAAAAAAGCGUAAAAGAGCACGGAGUAAUUUAUUCCGCAUUUAUAGCGGAUGGAGACAGCAGCAUGUAUAGGAAAAUAAUACAGGCCAAUCCGUACCCCGACGUAUUUAUAGAAAAGAUUGAAUGUCGGAAUCAUUCACUGCGCAAUUUAGCAACCAAAAUUAAAGAUAUAGCUAAAACAAAAGGACGUUUAGGAAAAUUAAGACAUGUGAUUGACAGUCGUAUACUUAGAAUUAGAACAGCUGUGACGAAAGCUGUACAAUAUCGUUUGGAAGAGCAGACCAGUAUGCAGGAAAAAAUUGUGUCCUUAAAAUUAGAUCUUAAUAAUGUCAUAAGUCACGUUUUUGGCGAGCAUAAUGAAUGUGCGAAAAUUGGAUACUUCUGCGAUGGAUCGCAGAAAGAAAAUAAAGAAAAUUAUAUUCCACAAUUGAAAAAAUGUGGAUUAUAUGAAAAACUGCAAAAUACAUUGAAAUAUUUAACGUGGAAUGCUAAAAGUUUAUUGCAGAAUAAAGACAGCAAUAGAGUUGAAACUUUUAAAUCUGUAAUAUCAAAAUGUAUUGGUGGAAAAAGAAUUAAUUUCGGUUUAAAAGAAUCAUACCAGACACGUUGUUAUGCUGCUGUUGUCAUAUUUAACACUGGUAAACCAAUAAGUUGCCUAAGCAAUAUUCUUGAAACGAAACCAGGGAAAGUAGCUGUGGAGUUUGAAAAUAAAAAAAGACAUGCACAAAUCGCAUAUGGCACAAAGAAAAGAUCGGUGAUACGGAAAGUAAAAUAA
Molecule: messenger RNA, 804 nt
Organism: Trachymyrmex cornetzi
Lineage: Eukaryota; Metazoa; Arthropoda; Insecta; Hymenoptera; Formicidae
Exons: 1
Coding region: 1-804 (267 amino acids)
Source: RefSeq, a predicted model, not a curated record